This is a messenger RNA of Cydia splendana, 7830 nucleotides long. It is a transcript of the gene FucT6, whose product is annotated as alpha-(1,6)-fucosyltransferase. The coding region runs from base 212 to 1945 and encodes 577 amino acids. The transcript has 13 exons. Gene Ontology annotation, molecular function: alpha-(1->6)-fucosyltransferase activity. The record is from RefSeq and is a predicted model, not a curated record. Gene Ontology annotation, biological process: protein N-linked glycosylation. Lineage: Eukaryota; Metazoa; Arthropoda; Insecta; Lepidoptera; Tortricidae.
GAUGAUAUGACAGCGCGAGCUGUAGUGUUUGUGUUUCGCGACUUAUAAAUCUCUAAAUUAUUCUUUUUAUCUUCUUUCUGAGUAACAGUCGGUAAACAUAACUUAAAUUAGUAGAUUUAUCAGUUCAAAAUAGGCAAAUAAGAUAAACUCUCAUGAGUAAUAAGUGAACGAGUGUGUGAGACGAGAAAUGCUGUAAACACGCUGCGCGGCGAUGAAACACUACUCCAAUGGCCACAUGACAUUGAACGACUAUCUGAUGAUGUACCUGGCACGAUGGAAGCGUGUGGCUGUGGUACUACUGGUCAUAUGGAUCGUUGUCACAUACCUAUUUAUAGCCCCUCUCAGGUGCACAGGUAACACAGAUGAAGUGUCGGAGUUCCAGGAGAGGCUGAAAAGGGUGUCCUCGCAGCUGGACGUGCUGAAACAGCAGCACAAUAACCUUAUAGCGCAGAUCAAGAAGUCGCCAGGGUUACGCAGCAAUCUCAAAGAUCUAGACCCUAGUCUGCUCCUAGACUCAGGUCAGGGCCCAACCGAAGAAUACGAGAAUCUCAGACGUCGAAUACACUCCAACACUAAAGAGCUGGGGUACUAUAUCAGCCAUGAGCUGAACAACGUUAUGAAGAACAGUGAGAAUAGAGAAGAGAAGUUAGUUGCUAUUAUGGAGCAGAUAAAUGAAAGACAGAGCUCCCUCAUAUCAGACCAGGACAAGCUUCCAGAGCUGGACGGCUACCACGAAUGGCGGAAAACGGAGGCGGCCAACGUCAGUGACCUCAUACAGAGGAGAUUGUAUCACCUCCAGAACCCGCCAGAUUGCAAGGAUGCGAGGAAAGUCAUCUGUAAUCUAAAUAAGGGCUGCGGCUUCGGCUGUCAACUCCACCACAUAGUGUACUGCCUGAUAUUCGCGUACGCCACGGAGCGGACGCUAAUUCUCAACUCCAAGGGGUGGAGAUACAACAAUAGGGGCUGGGAGUCCGUGUUCCACCCCAUAUCUGAUACGUGUACCAGCUCGUACGACGACCCCGUGGUGCAGUGGUCAGUGUCCCAUGACUCCAAAGUGGUAUCGCUGCCGUUCAUAGAUUCGAUAUCGCUGAAGCCUAAAUUUCUACCCCUAGCCGUGCCUAAGGAUCUCGCUCAUAGAAUAAUCCGUUUCAACGGCGACCCGUCAUCAUGGUGGAUCGGCCAAAUACUCAAAUACAUCUUAAAACCACGGCUCAGCAUGCAGAAAGCCGUCAACGAGACCAUAGCUAAGAUGAACUUCAAUACUCCCAUAGUCGGAGUGCACAUAAGAAGAACAGAUAAAGUCGGCACUGAAGCCGCCUUCCAUCACAUACACGAGUACAUGUCGCACGUAAUAAGUUACUACGACCGGCUGGAGCUGACGCGACAUGUCGGCACCAGGCGGGUGUACCUCGCCACCGACGAUGCCAACGUCCUAGAAGACGCCCGAAAAAAAUACCCGUCAUACGAGUUCCUCGGCGACCCGACCAUCGCCAAAACUGCCGCCACACACCGCCGCUACACCCCCGUGUCGCUCACAGGGCUGCUGGUGGACCUGCACAUGCUGGCCAUGUGUGAUUAUCUCGUCUGCACCUUCAGUAGUCAGGUUGGCCGCGUGGCGUACGAGAUGAUGCAGGCCAACCGAGUGGACGCGUCCAACAGUUUCUUCUCAUUAGACGACAUCUACUACUUCGGUGGCCAAAACGCGCACGAUCGUGCCGCCAUCAUGCCGCAUGCACCGAAUAACAACCAGGAGAUCGCUAUAGAGGUCGGCGAUCUAAUAGGCAUCGCCGGCAACCAUUGGAACGGUUUCGGCCGGGGGACGAAUAAGAGAACAAAUUUGAACGGACUAAUCCCGUGGUACAAGACGGCGGAGCAUCUCGUCCUGUAUCCCUUCCCCGAGUACAAACACGUGCCGCUGUACGACACGAGGCAGGGGGACUUAUAGGCUCCGCCAUGUUUUAAUAGCCCGGUAGCCCAAACGGUUUAAAUGUCACCUUUUUUAUGGAUUUUAUUUUGUUAUAGGCCCCGUGCAUGAACUAUGCUAAGCAUAUGAGCUGUCAGAUUUUUGGCGCGAGGCGCAAAUGUGUUGUUUAUGUUUUCGAUGUAGCUCACAAGAUGGCAGAACCUACUAUGCACUAGGAAACGUACCGACGAGAACGGUAGAUGGUAGCACUUGCUUUUGCAAUGUACAUGUGCACAUAUGUUUCCGAUUCGGGCCACAAGAUGGCAGACCCUCCAAUGCGCACGGUCCCUAUAUCUACUUAGAAACACGGGCUCCUUCGAUCCUUAUGAGAGAAAAAUGUAUCUGAACUUUUUUUACAUUAUGUUACCAUUUUUCAUGGUUAGUAAUUAAAGAUGGUAGCGGAAUGGACGAUAGGGUUAAUCCAUUAAUAACAUCACACAAAAUUUAGAUAUUUAGACCCCCUGUUGACAACCCCCUUUUUUAGAAUAUGUUUACUUUUUAUACUUUUUUAUAUUUUUGAUUUCUUCUGUUUUUUUUCGUAAAUUUAUGUUCUUUUUUAUAACCUAUUUUUGUUCAUUCUUCUUUUACAUUUCACCAAAUAAACUGCUGUCAUUGAACACCCCCGCCCUUCCCCCUUGUGACACUUUUUCAUACGAAAGAGAUAAAUAUUUAAUAGGUACGUACUGUCACACUUGGCAUGAUCUCCCUCCCCCCUCCCCUGUUGCUGUGAAAAAAAGGUAUGGAUGACUUAGAACAUUUUUUCUCCCAUAAAAGUCAAAAGAGCUCGUAACUUUGAGUAGAAAUUAUAAAAAAGGUAUUAUUCUUGCGGAUGGGAUUUCAAAAAAAUUUAUACAAUGCCAUGUACUUUUUUUUAAAUCCCAUCCGCAAAUAAAUCACAAACGUUUCUCACAAAAAAGUACCCAAAGUAAUUUCAUUUGGGUGAAAUGGUACAUAGCGCUUUGCCUGAAUCUUUCCCAAAUAAAAUUUUGCGAAAUAUGAAUUUGAAGGACGUACUGCUAUAUAAUUUUUGGGACACGAAAUUAGGCGAAAGUAAGGCCUGUGCCCAGCAGUGGGACUAGGGAAUGCAAAUCGGUUAUUUUCGGUUAUUUUUUGUAUGGAAAUAAUCGGUUAUUAACCGAAACCGCGGUUAUUUCCAUACAAAAAAUAACCGAUUUGCAUUCCCUAAGUGGGACGUAUAGACCAGUGAUAGUGAGUUAGAAGUUGAAUUUAGGUUCACGAAGUUAUACUCAUACCAAACGCACUGGUUAACAAAUAUAUGAACUUUCAUGGGCUCAAUUCUUUUAAUAAUUGACAUGUGUCUAUUGUCAAAUAAACAAUAUGUAAAAUACAGAUGGGCCGAAUAAUCGGUAAUUAUUCGGUAUUCGGCAUAUUCGGCAUAUUUUUCAAUGUUCGUAUUCGGCCGAAUACUUCGGGUCAAACUACCGAAUAUUUACCGAAUAAACAAUUUUUUUUUAUGUUCUGAAUAUUCGUAUUCUGCAAAUUCCAUAUUCGGCCCAUCUCUAAUGUAAAAUAUAUAUGCCGGCAGGACGACGCUACAGUCGCGCAAGUAGUCAAUUUGCUACGUGGAAAUGCUAGGUGUGGGAACAAAAAGCGAUGAUCACGCUCGGUGUGGCAAAAACGUUAACUUUCAUGGGCUCAAAUUAAAUUUAAUAUUAAACAAGCGCUAGAAACAAUAUGCUAUAACAUUUAAAACGGGUCACUCACCUAAUUUAGGUCGAAUAUUUACGAAAUAUUUGCGACCGUGGUACUUUAAAUUUUAUUUAAUAUUUUCGAGUCUCGACAAUUGUAUAGUUUAAAUUCUUGGAACUUAUUUUCUUACUAGCGACUCGCCCCGGCUUCGCACGGGUAAACUUUAACUAAUUAUACACCUAAACCUUCCUCAAGAAUCACUGUAUUAAUAGGUGAAAACCGCAUGUAAAUCCGUUCAGGGGAUUUUGAGUAUAUCGCGAACAUAGAUACAUACAAACAGACAGACGCAGCGGGGAACUUUGUUUUAUAAGGUGUAGUGAUGUGGCUUGUUCCAAUGUUACAGAUAUAGUACAUAAUUAUUUUCCAUCGUAUUUUCACGGAAAGAUACGAACGUGUUUUGCUAUUUCAGUCAGUCUCGGUACAAUAAGUACUGAGGUUGACUGAAGUAGCAUGACAAAUACGAACGUUUCCGAGAAAAUACGAUGGAAAACAAUUAUGUUACAACUGUACCCUUACUUACCCCAAUAGAUGAUCUGGGGCCCGUUUCUCAAAAGCUUGUAACUUGUAAUACAAGCGGAUGUCACUUUUUGACAGCUUUUGUUAGAAAGGGACUUCCACUUGUAUUACAAGUUACAAGCUUUUGAGAAACGGGCCCCUGCUCGUGCAAUAUUUACCGUAGGCCUAGAAAAGACCCCAAGUGAUACAAUAGCUUAAUAGGAAUUCCAUAGAUCUUAUAUGCUUACCAUAGUUUCCCUUGUACAUAUUUUAUGCAUUUUUAGACUGGAUAAGAAUCAAAUCAAUACGUGACCAAAAAUUAUGAACGCGGAUAAUUUCUAACUUUGUCAACCUUAAAAUGCUACUUUUUUAGCGUUACUUUGGUGAUAAGUGUACAAAAUGUAGAAAUACGAAUGAGAUGUAGAAACAGUGUAGUACUCAUUUUUACAGUACAUAUUGUGCUACUUUACUGCACUAGUGCGAUAAUUAGCACAUUACGUAACUAUCAUAUUUCGAAAAUUUAAAUUGCCAUAUGUACUGUAAAACGUUGUACGAUACAGGUGCGAAUAUUUAUCGUAAUGUACUAUAAACGCCAUUUGGACGUAAAACUGUGUGGUAGCUAGCGCCAUCUAGUUUUCAUUAUAAGAAAUUUCCAAAUUUCAUAUUUUUGGUCCAGUACUGGUAGUCAUUCUUAUUUGAUUUGAUUAAGACUGUAAUGAAAAGAGAAAUAUGAUUGUAUUAAACUUUUCUCUAUUUAUUUCUAAUAGGGAGUAAUACGGAAUUGUUUGGCCACCAUGUGCAGCACUAGCACAAACCGCGAACCAUAGAGUAACUUAUAUUAUAUAUACUAUGCCUUAAAACAUUUUUUUUCACAGAUUGUUUGUUACGAAUAAAUACAUAUAUGACAUUGAAGCAUCAAGACGGUUUGUUUAGUAUUUGUACUAGUGGCGCCCCCUACGCAGUUUUGCGUAAUAUUCCCUACUUACUAUAAUUAACUAAAUGUGAGAAAACCCCAGAUUGUAUACAUGUUCAAGGUUUUAGUAUUUUUCACUAAAUAUAAUGUUGGAAAAGUGAGAGCGAAAUACUAUGUAUAUGUUGCAUAUUGUACAAUUGUAUUGUAUUAAUUAAUGAAGUAAGGUAUUGUAAAUCUUAGUUAUGUCAAAGAUUCAUUGAUUGAGUAAUCUAAGACAAUUUCGUGCUUCUAAUUUGAUAGUUACCUAAACGAGAUGGCGCUGUACAGCUCCAUACAUUUUGCGGUAACUCUUUGUCAAAAGUUGACGUUUGACAAUUCAGUGACCGCAAAACAUAUGGCGCAGUACAGCGCCAUCUGUUUUGGAUAUCAAACUGAGGGACACGUUUGUUUCUUAGACUUUACCUCUCUCUCUCUAUAACAAUCAAUUCUCUUUGUUUAUAUUCAGACUACUUGAAUGUGGAUUCGGCAUCUGCAAUGAUAAAGUGGGAUUCAUGUAAGUACGAAAAUGUGACGUUUGUGACACUGCCUCACUUUGUUCUAUUCAGACGGCGCAAACUUAGCUUAGGGUGGUAUUCCACGUUGACUGUCCUAUUUCUUUGUCCAAUGUCUAUUUUGUCUCACAUUUUGCAUAAUGAGAGAGUUAGACGCAAUGACAUUGGACCAAGAUAUUGGACAGGAAUACCGACCUUACACGGACUCUCUGGCCGAGCUAUACUUUAUAUUGUAGGAAUGAAGGUAGAGAGAGGGCUAAUAGAGCUAUUUUUAGGGUGCGUAGACGAGAUACCAAUCGUUCACGGUCCGUAGCGUAGCGUAGUUAUCUCUCUCUAUUACUCUUCCAUAUUAGUGUGACAGAGACAGUUGCGUUUCGUUAGCUACGGAGCGUUAACGAUUGGCAUCUUCUACGCACCCAGGCGGAUGUUGUCCCUGGGUAGAGAGUUCACCAGCAGUUGUAUUUAUAGUAACUGUCAUUCGGAACUCCGUAAGCGCGAUGUAGAACGCGCUAACGCCAUCUGUUAGAAUAUUUUGGCAACACGUUGCCAUUGACAGAGGAAACGCCACAGUGUAAAACUUGGCAACAAAGUGUGAAUGGACUAUUAUGUUGGCCGAAUGUUAUUAUAUGAGAUUAUUCAUCUAUCGAUCUGAUAUGAUCUGAAAAAAGUGAAAUUAUGUAUGAGCUCAAAUUUAUUUACAAAUUUAGAUAGGGGUAAAUAUAAGACACGGGUAAAAAUAUGACAAAAAAUGUUUAUCACUCUAAAACGAAUUCUAUUUCAUUUAUAUUCCAAUAAAAAACCGGCCAAGUGCGAGUCGGACUCGCGCACGAAGGGUUCCGUACCGUACCGCAAAAAACGGCAAUAAAAUCACGUUUGUUGUGUGGGAGCCCCACUCAAAUAUUUAUUAUAUUCUGUUAGUAUUUGAUGUUAUAGCGGCAACAGAUAUACAUUCAUCUGUAAAAAUUUCAACUGCCUAGCUAUUACGGUUGAUGAGAUACAGCUUGGUGACAGACAGACGGACAGCGGAGUCUUAGUAAUAGGGUCUCGUUUUUAUCCUUUGGGUACGGAACCCUAAAAAGAAGUCUACACACAAGGCUAAGUGUUAGUAUUUUAUCAUAAUUAUGUAUUAUUAUUUUAUUAUGUUUAUAUAUAAUAUUUGACUUAUUGGUUCAAUUUCUCGUUAUAAUUUACGAAUCUCUCCUGCACUAAAAUUUAUGUCCGUGUUUGACCCAAUGGUUGACUGGUAGAGAACGCAUUUUGGCAUUAAGUCCGCCAUUUGUUAAUUUUUCUUUGUUUGUGCAAUAAAGUUUAAAUAAAUAAAUAGGACUUAUUUUUAAAUGGGAUAGGAAUGAAAUAGAAUAAGUUUUUGAAUGUUAAAAACUGUCUUAUUUUUAUCCGUGUCUUAUAUUUAACCCACCUGACUGUUUUAUUUCUCAAAACUUAUUUUAAGUUAUAUGUUGAUUUUUAUCUUUAAGUAUAUAUAUUUCCUUCGUGUAAAUUGGUGCUUUUCGGUGUAAAGUCUGUAAAACAAUAAUAUUCUGUACACCGUAUCUCAAAUCCCAGCAAUUUUUCAGAGUCCCAGGGGUUUUUGACUUUUCAUACAAACAUUUUGUAUGAAACUUGUGACUGAGAGGUACUUUUUCGUAUCUGGAAUAUAAAAAUACUUUAUAGUUCCACUACUUACAUCAGAUACCGAUUAAAUAUUUGCAAAUAUCUUCAACUUAUCAAUUAUCAUUAUCAUGUGGAUUUAUUUUUUCUGUUCUCCGUGCGGAAAGCGUCAACUUUCGGCCCGCUGCGCUAAACGAAGUUGCCGCUUUCCGGCUUUGUCGAAUAGAAAAAUGGUAUACACACCUCGAUCAGUAAAACAAAAGCCUCAGAUCGCAUGUUUGUCGACCUCGGCUUCGUCUCGGCCGACAAUUACAUGACUGUGAUCUGAGACAUUUCUUAGUUUACUGCCCUAGGUGCGUAAUAUACUAUAUAUGUAAUAUAUAAUAUGUUAAACUGUACGUAAGUUAUUUAUCUAUUAAUACGUACAAGAAUGUAAAUUCCAAUGCUCUUAAUGUAAACGAUUUUAAUGAAUUAUAUGUUCAGAGCUUGUAAAAGUUUUGAAGUGGUGUAACAUGGACCUAAAUUGUGUGUAUAUAGUUCUAGUGUACAUAAGACAGAAAGAAAGUAAUAUAAAUAAAAAAAAUGAUUUA